This is a messenger RNA of Cheilinus undulatus (humphead wrasse), 1281 nucleotides long. It is a transcript of the gene socs4, whose product is annotated as suppressor of cytokine signaling 4. Gene Ontology annotation, molecular function: 1-phosphatidylinositol-3-kinase regulator activity. The record is from RefSeq and is a predicted model, not a curated record. Gene Ontology annotation, cellular component: phosphatidylinositol 3-kinase complex. Gene Ontology annotation, biological process: intracellular signal transduction; phosphatidylinositol phosphate biosynthetic process. NCBI's taxonomy places the organism in Eukaryota, Metazoa, Chordata, Actinopteri, Labriformes, Labridae. The transcript is spliced from 2 exons. Bases 91 to 1281 code for a protein of 396 amino acids.
AUGUGGGCUACUGUACAGAGAAUCGGUGGUAGUAUGGAAGAGGAGCUGUGCUUCUGAUGCUGUCUGAAAGAGUCUGAAGAGGAAGCCGUCAUGUCUGAGAAGAAACCACGAGGUUCUGACACGCGCCCAAAGUCUGGCCUCCGCAGCUGGAGUGCUGACAGUUAUGUCUGGCGAGGAAAGAAACGCUCCCGGAGUUCUCGUAACGGGUCAAGUCCUGAAGGGAUGGGGGCAGAGGGAUCAGAGGAUCUGGGCGUGCGGUCAGGAUCGUGUCCGAGGCGGCGGAGAGAGAGGAAGUGCAGCUGCAGCGCUCUUGGGGAUUCUUUUGGGUCUGCAGAUAUUGACGUCGUUUGUCGGAAGGCCUUGUCUCGCCGCUCUCUUCGGCAGAAGUUUCAGGAUGCCGUGGGUCAGUGUUUGCCUCUGCGCUCUCAUCAUCACCAUCAUCAUCAUCAUCAUCACCAUCAGUCAGGAUCAUCGAGACCCUUCUCUGUGCUCUUCUGGUCCAAACGCAAGAUCCACGUCUCAGAGCUCAUGCAGGAUAAGUGUCCCUUUUCUCCGAAAUCAGAACUGGCUCGAUGUUGGCACCUUAUAAAAAAUAACGCCACUCAUUCAAACGCCCUCAAAGACAUGGAGACCCCACUCAGACCCAACAUCUCUACCUCCUCCUCUUCCCCACCACAGACGCCACUAUCCUGGGAGGACAUCUGCUGUUCUCCAGAGCCUGGAAGCAUCAGCCUGGAGGACUGGAACCCCUCUUGUCCACAUGGUGAAGCAGAGGGCAGCUGCAGCCACACGGACUACAUCCUGGUCCCUGAUCUGCUGCAGAUCAACAACAGCUCAUGUUACUGGGGUGUGCUGAACCGCUUUGAGGCUGAGGAGCUCCUGGAGGGUAAACCAGAAGGGACAUUUCUGCUCAGAGACUCUGCCCAGGAUGAGUUCCUCUUCUCUGUUAGCUUUCGGCGCUACAGUCGCUCUCUGCACGCACGCAUAGAGCAGAACGACAAGCGUUUCAGCUUUGACGUGCGUGACCCGUGCAUGUACAGGGAUUCCAGUGUUACAGGACUUCUUAGACACUACAGCGACCCGGCUACAUGCCUCUUCUUUGAACCCCUCCUUUCCAGACCACUACCAAGAACCUUCCCUUUCACUCUGCAGCACCUAUCCAGGGCUGUGAUCUGCAGCUGCACCACCUACCAGGGUAUAGACUGCCUGCCACUGCCCCCUCAGCUCAGGGACUACCUCCGACAGUAUCACAUCAAGUGUGAUGGCGCCUGUGCUGUGUGA